CAACCAACCUCGGCAAUCACCAACAAGGCACCGGAGAUUUUUUGAAAUUCUACGAACGAAAUGCCGCUCGAUUAUCAAUCAGAAGACGGAACGACAUCCUCAAGAAAUGGAAUUCCAAAUGGAGCGCUUACGGUCUUAAUAAUUGCUGCAAUUGCUAUUGUAUGUGUUGUUAUCACUCUAUUCUGCAUGUUGGUCAACAAUCGGAGGAAUGCACGCACACGACAAAGAACACAGCAACGCCAGGGACAAACAGUGCUCCGUCUGUCGCCAGCGUCGGCUCUUUCCUCCCCAACUGGCGAUACAGUUCGACCUGCAAGUUUCCCGCCAAUGUACAUAGUAUCACCGUCUUAUGACCCCAAAUUCGAUGCUCCACCAUCAUAUGAGGACGCUGUGAGGACGAUGGUUCAGAAUGGGGAGCCUGGACUACCAAAUCAGACUGUGAUUACGAUACCUGAGCAUUCUCAAUCCACUUCAUCAUCAUCAUCUCUCGAGUCUGGAGCCGCCCGAAUCGACGUGGAAAUGACACAACAUCAUCAUGUUCCGACGACUUCUGGGCUCACCGUCUAAACUUUUUUUUUUUUAAACUUCGAAACUUUUAAAUUUUUUUUGCAAUUUUUUAAAUAGAAUUUGUACCUCUUGCCUUAGGUGCUACAGACCCUCUUUUGCCAAAAAAAAAUUUUUGGCUCCAAAUUUUCGAAACUCGAAAAUUUGCUCUCUCACUCUUCCCUUCAGCCUCGUUUUGUGUGUAUUUCUACGGGUGGUUUUGUGUAUAUGAAUUUUAUUUUCACUUU
This is a messenger RNA of Caenorhabditis elegans, 791 nucleotides long. RefSeq lists its product as uncharacterized. The record is from RefSeq and is marked reviewed. NCBI's taxonomy places the organism in Eukaryota, Metazoa, Nematoda, Chromadorea, Rhabditida, Rhabditidae.